Messenger RNA from Trametes versicolor FP-101664 SS1, 186 nucleotides. RefSeq lists its product as uncharacterized. The transcript has 2 exons. Lineage: Eukaryota; Fungi; Basidiomycota; Agaricomycetes; Polyporales; Polyporaceae. The record is from RefSeq and is a predicted model, not a curated record. Bases 1 to 186 code for a protein of 61 amino acids.
AUGCUCUUCCUGGGUGCCGGCCCCUCCGUCGUCUCGCGCCUCCGGGCAGCGAGCCGCGCCAAUUUCCUAAUUGAGCGCCGGCCCGACUUCGUGCCGCGCAGGGGGUACUCGCCUUUGGCAGCCGCGGAGAGGUUUUCCUUUACUCCUUUCUCCUCGUCGCUGCCAGUGCGCUUCGAGCGGAUGUAA